Messenger RNA from Osmia bicornis bicornis, 1501 nucleotides. RefSeq names its product protein BCCIP homolog. The record is from RefSeq and is a predicted model, not a curated record. The transcript has 3 exons. Gene Ontology annotation, cellular component: nucleus. NCBI's taxonomy places the organism in Eukaryota, Metazoa, Arthropoda, Insecta, Hymenoptera, Megachilidae. The coding region runs from base 224 to 1138 and encodes 304 amino acids.
CACGGUAACCCCUGCCUGUCGUAAGAGGCGACUAAAAGGGGGACCUAGAGGAGUGAGUAAAAGAGUGUGAGACUAAAAAGUAUGGAUAAGGAUGAGUGGAAUUAUAGGGAAAUUUUCUGUAAAUUCAUCCCGAAGCACCGUUGGUACUCUUUGCAUGUUGACAUUAUCACAUUGGGGUGUCAGGAACCCCGGUGCAUAGGUGACGCAUCGUCAAAUUGUGACAAUGGCUGCUCCGGUAAAGAAACGCGAUAUUCAACGAAAUAUCGACAACAGAAGUAGUGAUGACGAUGAUCAGAGUUCAUCAAACAGCGAGGAUAAUGAACAAGAUGUACCACAAGAACAGGGAAUGGAAAUUCAAGUAGAUUUUGAGGGAAGAAAUCCAUUAGAUCCAGAUUAUCAUGGCAUUAAGACCCUUUUAAAGCAGCUCUUUUUGAAAGCACACAUUGAUUUAGGUGGUCUUACAGACUUGAUUAUUUCUCAAAACUAUGUGGGUUCAGUUGUCAAACAAUCGGAGGAUUUAGAAAUUUCAGAUGACGAAGAGAGUGACAUUAAUGAUGUAUUUGGUAUCACCACAGUAAUUAAUUUAUCCAAUGGACAAAAUUAUCUUUGUGUACAACAACUCAGAGACUUGCUAAGGCAGAUGGCUAAUGAGCAUGCAACGGAUGCAACAAACACCAUGAUAAAACAUGUUCUUGAAAAUGAUUCUGAAGCAUUAGGCUUAUUAAUUAACGAAAGAUUUGUUAACAUUCCAGCUCAAAUUUCUGUACCGCUAUUGGAAAACUUAGUUUCAGAAAUAAAACGGGCGAAUAGCAGAAAAAUGCCCUUCAAUUUCUCGUAUUAUAUACUGAUAUGCAAACUGUAUAAGACACAAGACAAGAAAAUACAAAAGAGACUGAAAAAUAAAAAGAAGGACAAUGUAGAGGAGCCUAUCAUUAUAUGGAGUAAUCCGGAGGAAGAAAUUUUUGCUGAAGAAGCUACGGUUAGUUUCGAAUUUUCGGUAGAAAAAGAUUCGGAUAGUGGUUUAUGUGGAACAUGGAGCGAGGGGGAUGAUGAAAUGACGCCCUAUAGAAGGGUGCUUUUGUUGGACGCCAACAAACUUGAACCAAUUAUCGACAAAAUAAAAAACCAAAUUUCUUAAUCAAUCUAAAUAUUGAUUCAUCACAUAUUCCUAUGAGAUCCUUCCUAGUGAUAUAAUAAAGGAAGGUAUAUUGCUUUCAAAGAAGAACUUCUUUGAUUAUCUUUUUGUACAAUGAACUGUAUUUUUACAGUACAUGUAAUCGGCUUUUUAUAAUACACCUUUUUCAUAAUGCUUGCUGCAAAUCUGUCUCCUAUCACUUGCCCUUCAACCGUCUUUUUAUUUAUCUGCUGUACAUAUGAAGAAUACGUCCUGCACACUACACAAAUGUAUUUCAACUUCAUCAUAUAAACCUAUGUAUCUUAUAUAUGUAAUAGUAAAAAAGAAUUUAUUUUUUCGGCUAAAUAAAUAAUAUCAUCGUAAGCA